Messenger RNA from Tripterygium wilfordii, 2099 nucleotides. RefSeq names its product protein HAIKU1-like. The transcript has 2 exons. The record is from RefSeq and is a predicted model, not a curated record. The coding region runs from base 593 to 1558 and encodes 321 amino acids. NCBI's taxonomy places the organism in Eukaryota, Viridiplantae, Streptophyta, Magnoliopsida, Celastrales, Celastraceae.
UUGACCAACAACUGCUCGCGCUUGCUUCCACCGUCUCUCCCCUCCCUAUAUAUCUACUUCAACUUCUAGGUUUCCUUCUUCGUUCAAAGUCUGCGAGGAUAAAUAACUCAAACAAAUAAGGGAUCUGUACGUGAAGGAGUCCUCUUUCGCCUUUGGGUGUCAUAUUGGGUAAAGGGGUAAUAUUGAAUUGGUUUCUCAUUCUGAGAUUUGGGUUUCAACUUUAUUACUCUUUUGAUCUCUGUUGUUGCCGGAUCUUCCUUGGAUUUACUGGGUUAUUUUGGUUGUAAGCUGGUUUGUUGGGCAUCUCAAGCUUAAGAUUUUGGCAUGUCCCUGACCUGAAUUACUCUUUGUUUAUUCCUUUUAGCUGGGGUUUCAUCUAUUCUGAGCAAUGUUUAUAAUGGAGUAUACCGAAUCUGUUUAGGCUGGUGGGUGUUUUUGAGGAACUUGAUUUUGGUUUUUGGUGGAGAUUCUUCUGGGUGGUUGGCAAUGUUUGAACUAGAAUUGUGAAGUUCAAGGAGCCGGUGGGGUUUUGAAUUGGUGGGAUAGAAUUGGUGCUUUUUUGUUUUAUUGAGGAUAAGUUGAGUUUAGAAAGAUGGAAACUUCAAAAAACAGGCAGAGUGACCAUUUAGGUGUCAACAAGAUUGGAAAGAAUAUAAGGAAGAGUCCAAUUCACCAACCCAAUUUUGCAAAUAAUGUCAAUAGGCAACAACCUCAGCCUCAGGUUUACAACAUAAGCAAGAAUGAUUUUAGAAGCAUUGUUCAGCAGUUAACUGGUUCUCCAUCACAAGAACCUCUGCCAAGACCUCCCCAAAAUUCACCCAAACCCCAAAGUAUGCGGUUGCAGAAGAUUAGACCACCUCCACUGACACCCAUCAAUCGUCCCCGCAUCCCUACUCCAGUUCCAGUUCCGGUGCCAGUCCCAGCACAUGCAGCUCCUCCUCAAGUUCCUUACAAUGGUAGCUUUGCUCAACCUGGUCAAUAUGGGCAACCAUCUCCAACAACUAUGAUGCCACCUUUGACACCUGGGGAAUCAUGUUGGGCUAAUACUGCUGAAUCUCCAAUCUCCACAUACAUGCGUUACCUCCAAACUUCUAUCAUGGAUCCUAGUUCUAGGGAAAAUCAAGCUCAUUCUCAGACACAACCACAACCUCAAGUUCCCGGUCAAUUUCGGCCUUCACCACCAACUUCUGGGUUACUUCCUAAUCCUCUUAUGCCUCUACUCCCUUCUCCACGAGCAAAUGGUCAUGUUCCUCAUAUGCCUAAUCGCCCUCCGCCAAGUACAAAUGGUCCUGCUCUUUUACCUUCUCCAACCUCUCAGUUUCUCUUGCCAUCUCCCACUGGUUACAUGAAUUUGUUGUCUCCGCGAUCACCUUAUCCUUUGCUUUCUCCAGGGUUUCAAUAUCCUCCUCCACUAAUGCCCAAUUUUGCCUUUUCACCCAUGGCUCGGUCUGGAAUUUUAGGUCCAGGUCCUCAACCUCCACCAUCUCCAGGUCUUCUAUUUUCAUCAUCACCUUCGGGUUUUUUCCUCAUGUCAAGUCCAAGAUGGAGGACUCAAUAGUAAAGGGCGAAGCGUUGUUGUAAAGUUGAGCUGUGUGCUAGAUGAGGAGCUGGCACCUUGUUUAUGCUGACUGAUCUCCUACUGAACAGAACUUUGGCUGUGAAAUGGUAUUGAACACUGAUUGUAAAAUGGAUCCUCUAGAAAGUUGUAAUCUUCUUCUCUUAUUUUAAUUUUUCAUCAGUUUAGACUCCUUUUAUUUUGUUAAUAGCCAUUUUGUGGCAUGUUUGAGGUUAGCUUCUGAGGCAGCUGCAAAUUUUUUUAGUUUCUUGGACAAUAUUUACUUUUAGGUGAUAAGAGUGAAGAUUGGACAACUCAACUGGACACCUGGACAGGAGCAAUGAAAUGAAUGACAAAGGUGUAACAUGGAAGGAGGUAGGCUUACAGACAUCAAGCUGAAAUGUAGGAUAUCUAGUGGAAACAUUCUUUUGUAUUUGUAUAAUUGUAUACUAGACUUUAAUUUGUUUGAACUCAGCAUUGUUUCUUUUUUGGUUCUUGACCAUGCUAUACUAAUAAAAUAUGUCUUUUGACAAUUCUUCAAUUA